AUGGAUACCAGCGCGCACAAUAAUUCCUCUCCUAUGGCGGCAUCUUCGGAAAAACUGCUCUCGCUCGUCGAACAGAUCAAACAAUCCAUCCUCUGCGAGAAUGGCCCCUCGCCGCAAACCCACUCCCACCUCCUAGGGCUGAUCGACCAGCUGCGAGGCGCCGUCGAGACGCCCACAGAGACAAUACUGAGGCUGAUAUACCAGCCGCCGCAGAAUGCAGCUCUGCGAACUGUGGUGGACAUGGGAAUCUUCCCCCUCUUGGUUGAUAGUGGUGAGACAGGGGUCUCGGCUGGGGAGUUGGCGAAGCGUAUCGGUGCCGAAAAGGAAUUGAUUGUCCGGUUGAUGCGAAUUGUCUCUGCGCUGGGCCUCUGUUCAAAUCCAGAGCUGGAGGUAUACCGCCCAACUGAUAAGACGGCUAUCAUGACUGGCGCCACAGGGCGAGAUGGUGUUUCCUGCCUAUACGAUUUAACCCUCCCCACGCUAGCCAAGCUGCCCGACUAUUUCCGGGAGCAUGGAUAUGCCUGUCCGCAAGAUUAUGACCGCUCUCCUAUGCAGUGGGCUGUCGGACAGAGUCAGUUCGAGUGGCUGGCAGACCGACCGCAGCAUCAGAGCCUUUUCAACUCGUAUAUGGCCAGUCGGCGGCAUGGAAAGCCGAGCUGGUUUGACGUGUACCCCGUGCAGCGAUUGAUGGAGGACGCACGCUCAGACGAAGGGAGUGUGUUGCUGGUGGAUAUUGGCGGGAAUCAGGGGCAUGAUCUGAUCAAAUUCCAGAAGCGAUUCGGCUCGAAGGCUGGGCGGUUGGUAUUGCAGGAUCUACCGGGCAUAGCUGUCUGCUCGCAUCCGGGAAUCGAGGUGAUGGAAUAUAGCUUCUUUGAUCCGCAGCCUAUCUACGAUGCCCGCAUAUACUAUUUCCGCGCCAUCUUCCAUGACUGGCCCGAUCAUAUCUGCCGUGCCAUACUCCGCAACACGGUCUCUGCCAUGGAUGCAGAGUACUCACGGAUCAUCAUCGCUGAUUUCGUGCUGCCGGAUACGAACGCCUCCCUACUGCAAGCUUCAAUGGAUAUCCAGAUGAUGAGCAUUGGAGCUGGUGUCGAGAGAUCUGAAAGGCAGUGGAGGGAGUUGUUGCACAGUGUGGGACUGGAGAUCAGGGAGAUUAGGGGAGGUAGUCCCGGCAUGGAGUCAGUCAUUGAAGCUGCUGUGGUAAAUCCAAAAUUGGAAAAGCUAUGA
Aspergillus clavatus NRRL 1 is the source of this 1227-nucleotide messenger RNA. RefSeq names its product putative O-methyltransferase. The transcript is spliced from 5 exons. The record is from RefSeq and is a predicted model, not a curated record. Gene Ontology annotation, molecular function: O-methyltransferase activity. The coding region runs from base 1 to 1227 and encodes 408 amino acids. NCBI's taxonomy places the organism in Eukaryota, Fungi, Ascomycota, Eurotiomycetes, Eurotiales, Aspergillaceae.